This is a messenger RNA of Lepus europaeus (European hare), 2119 nucleotides long. RefSeq names its product HtrA serine peptidase 3 (gene HTRA3). NCBI's taxonomy places the organism in Eukaryota, Metazoa, Chordata, Mammalia, Lagomorpha, Leporidae. The transcript is spliced from 9 exons. Bases 1 to 1365 code for a protein of 454 amino acids. The record is from RefSeq and is a predicted model, not a curated record. Gene Ontology annotation, cellular component: extracellular region. Gene Ontology annotation, biological process: proteolysis. Gene Ontology annotation, molecular function: protein binding; serine-type endopeptidase activity.
AUGCAGGCGCGGGCGCUGCUGCUGGCCGCGCUGGCCGCGCUGGUGCUGGCCCGGGAGUCCGCGGCCGCGCCGCCGUGCCCCGCGCGCUGUGACGUGUCCCGCUGCCCGAGCCCGCGCUGCCCCAGCGGCUACGUCCCGGACCCCUGCAACUGCUGCCUAGUGUGCGCCGCGGGCGAGGGCGAGCCCUGCGGCCGCCCCCUCGACUCGCCGUGCGGGGAGAGCCUGGACUGCGUGCGCGGCCUGUGCCGCUGCCGCUGGGCGCACCCGGUGUGCGGCACGGACGGGCGCACCUACGCCAACGUGUGCGCGCUGGAGGCGGCCAGCCGCCGCGAGCUCCAGCUCUCGGGGACGCCCGUGCGCCAGCUGCAGAAGGGCGCCUGCCCCUCGGGUCUCCACCAGGUGAUCAGCCCCCGGUACAAGUUCAACUUCAUCGCUGAUGUGGUGGAGAAGAUCGCGCCAGCCGUGGUGCACAUCGAGCUCUUCCUGAGGCACCCGCUGUUCGGCCGCAACACGCCGCUGUCCAGCGGCUCCGGCUUCAUCGUGUCGGAGGCCGGCCUGAUCAUCACCAACGCCCACGUGGUGUCCAGGAAGAACGCCGUCUCGGGCCGCGAGCAGCUCCGGGUGCAGCUGCAGAAUGGGGACGCCUACGAGGCCACCGUCAAGGACAUUGACAAGAAGUCCGACAUCGCCACCAUCAAGAUCCACCCCAAGAAAAAGCUGCCGUUGCUGCUGCUGGGCCGCUCGGCGGACUUGCGGCCCGGCGAGUUCGUGGUGGCCAUCGGCAGCCCGUUCGCCCUGCAGAACACGGUGACCACGGGCAUCGUGAGCACCGCCCAGCGCGACGGCAAGGAGCUGGGCCUGCGCGACUCCGACAUGGACUACAUCCAGACCGACGCCAUCAUCAACUACGGGAACUCCGGGGGACCCCUGGUGAACCUGGAUGGUGAGGUCAUUGGCAUCAACACGCUCAAGGUGGCGGCCGGCAUCUCCUUCGCCAUCCCCUCCGACCGCAUCUCGCGCUUCCUCACCGAGUUCCAAGACAAGCACGUGAAGGACUGGAAGAAGCGCUUCAUCGGCAUCCGCAUGCGCACGGUCACCCCCAGCCUGGUGGAGGAGCUGAAGGCCAACAACCCCGACUUCCCGGCCGUCAACAGCGGGAUCUACGUGCAGGAGGUCGUCCCCAACUCCCCGUCUCAGAGGGGCGGCAUCCAGGAUGGUGACGUCAUCGUGAAGGUGAACGGGCGGCCGCUGUCGGACUCGAGCGAGCUGCAGGAGGCCGUGCUGACCGAGUCCCCGCUGCUGCUGGAGGUGCGGCGGGGCAACGAGGACCUGCUCUUCAGCAUCGCGCCCGAGGUGGUCGUGUGAGCCGCGCCCACCGCGCCGCAGACGGAGGACCGCCCGGCGCCCAGGGCCCGGGCCCCGCAUCGCAGCCUUGGGGAGCGUUGGGCCCAGGGAGCCGGAUGUCCCCUCCCCUCGUACAGGUGCUCCUAGGCUCCCUGCGUGCCAGGAUGGUGCUCAAGCCCCGCCCUUCCUGCAGGUGCACCUGGCCCCAGCCCCUGCCUCGAACCUGCUGAGGGGCUCACCUGCCCCGCCCCUCACUCAGCCUCACUCUCACCUGCUUCAGGCCCGGCUCCCAAGCCGCCUCCUCCCCUCACACCCCCCCCCAGCCGUCCCCCACCCCGCGCUGUGACAGGGGCUGCGCGCCCUGCCGCCUGGCGUCCUGGAGAGUGAGUGGCCUCUGACCCCUGGAAGAGCCAGCCCCGGAGAGGCCCGGGCUGGAGCAGGAGCCCAGUGGCCGCCCCCUGCUGCUGAGCCGCGCUGUCCCGGCCAUGAGGGGCUCCCCGGCCCCCAGGCUGCGGGCAGCCAGCAGGGAGGAGAGGGCAUCUCACACGCAGGCCUGUCCUCCCUGGUGACCGUGGGGCGGGCAGAGGGAUCUGGGACCUGCUGGGGACUGAGCCGGCUGCCCCUCCCGCGGCGGCUCUGGGUCCCAGGACCGGCGCCUCUCGCGUCCGGCUGGGGGCACGCCGUGCAUCGAGGGGCCCUGUGUGAAUCCGCUCCCGUGUGGCCUGUACUGUGUGUUUCUCUACUGUAUGGAAAUUAAAGUUUACGAGCACUCGGC